AUGAUUCAUUCGUGUGUUGAUAACGACAAUUUCGAGAAGGUCGACGAUUGUGAAUCGGCGAAGCAAGCAUGGGAAAUCUUGGAGAAAGCAUAUGUCGGUGUCGUCAAAGCGAAGAUUGUUGUAUCGAAAGUAUUGCGUUCGUUAACGUCGCGUUUCGACAACAUAGUUGUGGCUAUUGAAGAAUCAAAGGAUCUAACAACUUUGAGCAAGGAUGAAUUACAAAGUUCGUUAGAGGCACAUGAACAAAUGAUGGAUGAGAGAGGCGCCGACAAAGCCAAAGCGGAGAUUGAUUUGCAAGCGCGUUUCAAUGAAAAGAAUAAGAGGUCGAAAGGAAAACUUACGGCGAGAGGUAAAUCAAAUUUUCAGAAUUUUGGUUCAAACGAUUCGAAAAAUUCAAAGCAUUCGACGAGUGAAAAGGGUGAAAGUAGCUCCAAGGAUAGUGGUCAUAGCAAUGGUUUUAAGAAGCGUGAUAUGAGUAAAGUGCAAUGCUACAAGUGUAGAAAGUUUGGACACUUUGCAAAUUCUUGUCGUGGUAAAUUAAAUAAGAAUCACAAUAAUGAAGCCAAGAUCGAAAGCAUGAACAUGUUGAUGGAGCUUGAGAAUUGA
Molecule: messenger RNA, 606 nt
Organism: Lathyrus oleraceus (garden pea)
Lineage: Eukaryota; Viridiplantae; Streptophyta; Magnoliopsida; Fabales; Fabaceae
Exons: 3
Coding region: 1-606 (201 amino acids)
Molecular function (GO): nucleic acid binding; zinc ion binding
Source: RefSeq, a predicted model, not a curated record